This is a messenger RNA of Phoenix dactylifera (date palm), 922 nucleotides long. Lineage: Eukaryota; Viridiplantae; Streptophyta; Magnoliopsida; Arecales; Arecaceae. The record is from RefSeq and is a predicted model, not a curated record.
GUGCGUCUCCCAAGGACCGGCCGAGACUUCCGUGCAUGGAUUCCAUGGUUCGGGCUCGCCCUCAUGAGCUGCCAUGCGCUGCUUGCCGGACGCUUCACCGGAAGUGCAGUUACGGAUGCAUGUUGGCUCCGUACUUCCCAGCCGACGAGCCCGAGAAAUUUGCGAGUGUCCAUAAGGUGUUUGGAGCUAGCAAUGUGAUCAAAAUGCUGCAAAUGGUGGAGGAUGGAAGGCGAGAGGAUGCUGUAAAAAGCAUGGUAUAUGAAGCUUAUUCAAGGCUUCGAGACCCUGUCUAUGGCUGCACCGCCGCCAUCUCCUACUUGCAGAAGCGCAUGGAAGAUCUUAAGGGGCAGCUGAAAACAACCACAGAGCAAUUCCUCGAGUCGCAAGAACAAAGAGAUCAACUAUUGAGAAUUCUCAUGGAUGCUCCCUGCCUAAAGCAAACCUAUCUUCCUGCUAGCAGCGUGGUGCACGACAGCGGUGGCAGUUUCAUGUUCGACAACAUGAUCCAUGACGGCCAUUACUAGAUUUUCAUGCAUAAUUGCCAGCUGAUAUAAAAAUCUGUGGUUCAGUCUUAAUCACUUCAUGUUGCAUCAAGUUAGAGAAGAUUUACAUAAUAUUUAGUCAGGUACAAGGAUAUUAUGUCCCAAGCAGAGGCAGCAUAAUCCAGGAAGUAAGCUAGAUGUUAUGAAAGUCCCAUGGAUCAACCUUAAUAACUCCAUGGUGCAUUAAGUGAGAGAGGAUUAGAUAUAAAUCAAGUUAGACGCAAGGAUAUCUGAAGCAAACGAAGCAGUAGUCAAGAAACACAGAUGUGAACUUCCUUUUCAAACUCUCAAAAGAGAAGAACAGUUCAAAAGCAUCUAAUUUCAUGAAACGGCCGUUGACUGUUCACAUAAUAGCAAUAAUAGUGAUCUUGUUAUUGUUA